Molecule: messenger RNA, 652 nt
Organism: Vicia villosa (hairy vetch)
Lineage: Eukaryota; Viridiplantae; Streptophyta; Magnoliopsida; Fabales; Fabaceae
Exons: 2
Coding region: 93-332 (79 amino acids)
Source: RefSeq, a predicted model, not a curated record
UUCAACCAACCAUCUAUCUAUUCUCGUCAAAAAAAAAAAACCAUCUAUCUAUACCCUUCCUUCAUUACUCAUUAUUCCGUGCGAAGACGACGAUGGGAGCAGAAACUGAAACGAAGGAAAAUCACGAGAAAGAGACGCCAAUCGCUUCUCCAUCUACCCUCACACAAGACCAGUUCCUGUCAUGGAAGCGACACAAGGAUGCUGCUGCAUCAGCCAGAAAAGCUGAAGCCUCAAGAAAGCGGGCAGAGGAUAUUGCUGCUGGAACCGUCCAAAUGAAUGGCCGGGAGCUGUUUCUGCAUGAACCAUGGGUGUUUGAUGACUCACGUUUUUGAGGUUUCUUUUGGUUGGCUCAAAGAGUUCUUCAUGGUCAUGGUCAUGUUCGUUCUCUUAAUGAGGUAGGGUUCAUCAAUGAUUUAUCACUAUAUCUGUGAUAGAAGUAAUUCCUUUAUCAGACCUUUUUUAUGUAUCAAUAGAUUUUUGAAAAUAUGAAGUUUGUGGCUUUGGCAUAGUAGAAACUGCAUUGGGAAAAUAUGUUUCUACAUAAGAACAGGGAGGAUCUUUCUCACGGCAAAAAUGUAUAGCCCACAUUUCUUGUCAUGUAUGAAAAAAUGUUUCUGCAUAAUAUGAAAGGCCAAAAUUGUAUUUCUGAAAA